Molecule: messenger RNA, 1191 nt
Organism: Ooceraea biroi (clonal raider ant)
Lineage: Eukaryota; Metazoa; Arthropoda; Insecta; Hymenoptera; Formicidae
Gene: Clp
Product: cleavage and polyadenylation specificity factor subunit 4
Molecular function (GO): zinc ion binding; RNA binding
Source: RefSeq, a predicted model, not a curated record
AUGGAGUGCAUAGUGGCGAGUGUCGAUCACAUGCGAUUUGAUAUCGAGAUUGCUCUUGAUGAGCAAUAUGGGGCUCUUCCGUUGCCUUUUACCGGCAUGGACAAAUCGAUUGCCGCGGUAUGUCAGUUUUAUCCACGAGGAACUUGCAUUAAAGGAACGUCAUGUCCAUUCCGGCAUGUUCGUGGCGAUCGUACAAUAGUAUGCAAACACUGGUUAAGGGGUCUUUGCAAAAAGGGUGAUCAGUGUGAAUUUUUACAUGAAUAUGAUAUGACAAAAAUGCCGGAAUGUUAUUUUUAUUCUAGAUUUAAUGCAUGUCACAAUAAGGAAUGUCCAUUCCUGCACAUCGACCCUGAGACAAAAGUCAGAGAUUGUCCAUGGUACGACCGUGGAUUUUGUAGACACGGUCCUUUGUGUCGACAUCGACAUGUCAGACGUGUUCUCUGCAUGGCUUAUCUAGCUGGUUUUUGUCCGGAGGGAUCGAAUUGCAAAUUUAUGCAUCCGAGAUUCGAAUUACCGGCCGUGCAGGAUAUGCAACCGAAAGAGGGCAAAAAAGUCAUGAUUACCUGCCACUUUUGUGGGGAGGGCGGUCACAAAGCGAUUUACUGCAACAAGAUGCCGCCUGACGUGCGAGAGGCUCAGGUCAGGCAGGAGAUUGACAACAAUUCUCACACGUCCCAUCAUCACAUGAACAUGCACAACGGACCGCCGCCGCCGCGAGGGCCGCAGAAGCCGCUCGAGGAAGUGACGUGCUACAAGUGCGGGCAGAAGGGUCACUAUGCAAACAAAUGUCCAAAGGGUCACUUAGCCUUUUUGAGUCAUGCGGGUAGCGGAAGUGGUGGACAGAAUCAGAAUUACAGGAGAUGAUUUUCUUCAUUUUAUUUAUGUAACAUGAAUAUUGUGAUGCUACCUUUUUUUUAUCUCUCAUUACUAUCUAUACAAAUUUCUAGCUCUCGUACAAUAAAAUAAUUUAUCAUACUUAACAUGUCAAUUGUCGAUUCAUCGAUAACUAACACUCUCGUGCCCCUCUUCUUCGUUUGUUUUUUUUUGCACCAUACAUAACAGCACCAAUAUCUAAAAGGUGAUGUAGAAAAUGAGAAAACAACUUGUAUAUAAGCGGGUACUUUAAUGCUAAAAUUCCUGCGUUAGUCAACUGUAACAGAUACUCGUCAUUCUAAAAAAACGAUAUAUACU